GAAAUGUGAACUAGAGGAAGAGAGAAGCAGAUGCACAAGCAAGUAUUGUUAACUUGUAACUGUGCUGGAGAAUGGAAAUAGAAAUUAAAAGGAAAAACUCAUAAGUGUAUCAUCUGAAGUUUACUGGCAUACUAUUAUAAAAAUGAAGUGUGUUAAAGAAGAGUUUAAAGAGGAGUGUGAAGACAUCAGUAUUACAGAAUCAUGCAGAAUGAAACAUGAAGAUACUGAAGAACAAAGAGGUUGGUGUUCAUUCUUAAUUCUUCAUAAAGACUGUUCGAGACAUCAAGGGCGUUUUCACAGCUGGCUUGUUUGGGGCAUUUGUUUCGAACCUGACUUGAUGGAAAUGAAAGAGGAGAGUCAAGAACUGAGUGACGUGGAGGAGAAACAUCAGUAUCAGACAUUUGAUAAUUUCAUCACUGGUGAAGAAGAUUUUGGUGGCUCAAAGCCUGAAAAUAUAUUAUCACAAAAAAGAAAUCUAAGAACAAAAGCCAAAGAUUCUUUCAGCUGCUCUCACUGUGGAAAGAGUUUCACACAAAAAAGAAACCUUAAUGCUCACUUAAAACUGCACACUGGAGAGAAACCUUUCCCCUGCAUUCAGUGUGGACAGAGUUUUGCACAUAAAGGAGAUCUUAAGCGGCAUAUGAGAAUUCACACUGGAGAGAAGCCUUUCACGUGCCAUCGAUGUGGAAAGAGUUUCACACAGAAAGGACCGCUUGACGUUCACAUGAUAAUCCACACUGGAGAGAAGCCAUUUACAUGCCCUCAAUGUGGAAAGACUUUUGCACAUAAAGGAAGUCUUCAGCGGCACAUGAGAAUCCACACUGGAGAAAAGCCUUUUACAUGUCUUCAGUGUGGAAAGAGUUUCACUCAAGCAUGCAAUCUCAAACUUCAUCUGCGCUUUCAUUCUGGAUUAAAGCCAUUUAACUGUGAUCAGUGUGGCAAGAAAUUUACGCUGGCAUCACAUCUAAAGGGACACAUGACAACUCAUACUAAUGAGAAGCCUUACGUGUGCUCUUUUUGUGGAAAGAGUUUUAUUACAUCAUCAAACCUAAAAACACAUGUGAGAGUUCAUACUGGAGAGAAGCCAUUCAAAUGCACUUCAUGUGGGAAAAGUUUCAGCCAAUCACGAAACCUUAAAACUCACUUAAGACUUCACUCUGGAGAGAAGCCUUUCACCUGCCUUCAGUGUGGAAAGACUUUUGCAAAUAAAGGAGAUCUUAAGUGUCACUUGAGAAUUCACACAGGAGAAAAGCCUUUCACCUGCUCUCACUGUGGAAAGAGUUUCACACAAAUAGGAAACCUUAAAACUCACUUAAGACUUCACUCUGGAGAGAAGCCUUUCGCCUGCCUUCAGUGUGGAAAGACUUUUGCAAAUAAAGGAGAACUUAAGUGUCACUUGAGAAUGCACACUGGGGAGAAGCCUUUCACCUGCUCUCACUGUGGAAAGAGUUUCACACAAAAAGGAAACCUUAAAACUCAUUUAAGACUUCACUCUGGAGAUAAGCCUUUCACCUGCCUUCAGUGUGGAAAGACUUUUGCAAAUAAAGGAGAUCUUAAGUGUCACAUUAGAAUUCACACUGGAGAAAAGCCUUUCACCUGCCUUCAGUGUGGAAAGAGUUUCACACAAAAAGGAAACCUUAGAACUCACUUAAGACUUCACUCUGGAGAUAAGCCUUUCACCUGUCUUCAGUGUGGAAAGACUUUUGCAAAUAAAGGAGAUCUUAAGUGUCACAUUAGAAUUCACACUGGAGAGAAGCCUUUCACCUGCUUUCACUGUGGAAAGAGUUUCGCACAAAAAGGAAACCUUAAAACUCACUUAAGACUUCAUUCUGGAGAGAAGCCUGUCACCUGCUCUCAGUGUGGAAAGAGAAACUCAGUGACAUCCAGCCUUCAGAGUCACUUUCGUCUGCACUACGGAGUACAGAAGAGUUUCAGCACAUCAAGUAAUCUACACACUCAUUUAAAAAAACAUUGCCCGAACUGUCUAAUUCAGAAUAGACUUUCUACUGCUGCAAACACUGGGUUGAUUUAGUCAUUAGCAGCUCUUAAACGCUAAGGGGCGCUAUAACCAUAGAAUUUCAAAAGGCCAGAGCUGAACAACCUCAAAGCUCUUUCCCACAACAUCACGACCAUUCAGUUUGCAUUCUUAUUUUGCCAAAUAAAUAGAAGAAGAAGAAAGGUAUUAGAAAUGCAAAUUCACAACCACAAAGUCUCCAUCUAGCCAGCAAAUCAAAGACUUUCCUGCAGCAUUCAGCAUUAAUGAGGACGCCCACGCAUCUGGACUUAAUUGUUUCCAUUUAUUCAUUCACAUUUAAUUAGAGAGAAUUAUCAUUUGUAAGUAUUUUUAUAUGUAUACACUGAUAUUAUGAGUGAGCAUCAUUCAGCAGCAUAUUCAAAAAAUUGUUACUUCCAAAAACUGUCAAAUCUCCAAAUAUGUGCUUUCUUUUAAAGAUGCACUGUAAAUUAUGUGUUUGUGUCAUCUUGGAGCAUUAUUCAAAAUCGAUAGUUUUCAGUUUCAGAUGCAGUUGUAGAAAUCCACUAUGCAGUCAGCCAUGAUUAAUUUACAGUGCAUCUGGAACAUAUUCACAGCGCUUCACUUUUUCCACUUUUUGUUAUGUUACAGACUUAUUCCAAAAUGGAUUCAAUUCAUUAUUUUCCUCAAAAUUCUACACACAAUACCCCAUAAUGUCAAACGUGAAUAUGUUUAUUUAUUAAAAAUAAAAAACGAAAAAAAUCACAUGUACAUAAGUAUUCACAGCCUUUGCUCAAUACUUUGUUGAAGCACCUUUGGCACCAAUUACAGCCUCAAAUCUUUUUGAGUAUGAUGCUACAAGCUUGGCACACCUAUUUUUGGGCAGUUUCUCCCAUUCUUCUUUGCAGGACCUCUGAAGCUCCAUCAGGUUGUAUGGGGAGCGUCGGUGCACAGCCAUUUUCAGAUCUCUCCAGAGAUGUUCAAUCUGGUUCAAGUCUGUGCUCUGGCUGGGCCACUCAAGGACAUUCACAGAGUUGUCCCGUAGCCACUCCUUUGUUAUCUUGGCUGUGUGCUUAGGGUCGUUGUCCUGUUGGAAGAUGAACCUUCGCCCCAGUCUGAGGUCCAGAGCGCUCUGGAGCAGGUUUUCAUCAAGGAUGUCACUGUACAUUGCUGCAUUCAUCUUUCCCUCGAUCCUGACUAGUCUCCCAGUUCCUGCCACUGAAAAACAUCCCUACAGCAUGAUGCUGCCACCACCAUGCUUCACUGUAGGGAUGGUAUUGGCCAGGUGAUGAGCGGUGCCUGGUUUUCUCCAGACAUGAUGCUUGCCAUUCAGGCCAAUGAGUUCAAUCUUUGUUUCAUCAGACCAGAGAAUUUUGUUUCUCAUGGUCUGAGAGUCCUUCAGGUGUCUUUUGGCAAACUCCAGGCGGGCUGUCAUGUGCCUUUUACUGAGGAGUUGCUUCUGUCUGGCCACUCUACCAUACAGGCCUGAUUGGUGGAGUGCUGCAGAGAUGGUUGUUCUUCUGGAAGGUUCUCCUCUCUCCACAGAGAAACUUUGGAGCUCUGUCAGAGUGACCAUCGGUUCUUGGUCACCUCCCUGACUAAGGCCCUUCUCCCCCGAUCGCUCAGUUUGGCCAGGCGACCAGCUCUAGGAAGAGUCCUGGUGGUUCCAAACUUAUUCCAUUUACGGAUGAUGGAGGCCACUGUGCUCAUUGGGACCUUCAAUGCUACAGAAAUGUUUCUGUACCCUUCCCCAGAUCUGUGCCUCGAUACAAUCCUGUCUCGGAGGUCUACAGACAAUUCCUUGGACUUCAUGGCUCGAUUUGUGUUCUGACAUGCACUGUGGGACCUUAUAUAGACAGGUGUUUGCCUUUCCAAAUCAUGUCCAAUCAACUGAAUUUUCCACAGGUGGACUCCAAUCAAGUUGUAGAAACAUCUCAAGUAUGAUCAGUGGAAACAGGAUGCACCUGAGCUCAAGUUUGAGUGUCAUGGCAAAGGCUGUGAAUACUUAUGUACAUGUGAUUUGUUUUUCAUUUUUGAUUUUUAAUAAAUUUGCAAAGAUUUCAAACAAACUUCUUUCACGUUGUAAUUAUGGGGUGGUAUGUUUGUAAAAUUAUGAGGAAAAUAAUGAAUAUAAUCCAUUUUGGAAUA
Messenger RNA from Xyrauchen texanus (razorback sucker), 4120 nucleotides. Its product is annotated as gastrula zinc finger protein XlCGF57.1-like. The record is from RefSeq and is a predicted model, not a curated record. Lineage: Eukaryota; Metazoa; Chordata; Actinopteri; Cypriniformes; Catostomidae. Gene Ontology annotation, molecular function: RNA polymerase II cis-regulatory region sequence-specific DNA binding; DNA-binding transcription factor activity. The transcript is spliced from 4 exons. Gene Ontology annotation, biological process: regulation of transcription by RNA polymerase II. Bases 143 to 2032 code for a protein of 629 amino acids.